Branchiostoma floridae (Florida lancelet) is the source of this 1881-nucleotide messenger RNA. RefSeq names its product sialin-like. Gene Ontology annotation, biological process: transmembrane transport; monoatomic anion transport. Bases 127 to 1659 code for a protein of 510 amino acids. NCBI's taxonomy places the organism in Eukaryota, Metazoa, Chordata, Leptocardii, Amphioxiformes, Branchiostomatidae. The transcript has 12 exons. Gene Ontology annotation, molecular function: transmembrane transporter activity. The record is from RefSeq and is a predicted model, not a curated record.
GAUAUUAUAUACUAACAGUGUUUGAGCUGAAAUCACACAUCUGCUUGUAGAACAUCAACAGGUGGACUUUGCCCAAAUGCAUGUGCUUUUGUUUGCCCACGUGACCACAAUCAGCUGUCAAACAGUAUGGCGGACGAAAAUGAACCUUUACUGGACAAGGAAAAGACAAGACGCUCUCCAGAAAAAGUACCAAUCUGGACGUCUUGUCGGUAUGGCCUGGCUAUCAUGUCCACUCUGGGCUUCCUGAACGCGUACACCAUGAGGGUCAACCUCACCAUUGCCUUGGUUGCCAUGGUCAACCACACCCAGCAACCAGCUCUCAAUGGCUCAGAAGACUGCAUACAAAAUGUGAACAUCACCCAUGAUGAGAAGCCAGCAGAGUUUGGCUGGGAUGCCACCACCCAGAACACCAUCCUGGGGGCGUUCUACUAUGGAUACAUCUUCACACAGAUACCUGCAGGCUGGCUGGCAGGUCGGUUCGGAGGGAAGCUGGUAUUUGGGCUGGGGAUCCUGUUCACAGCUGUCUUCACCCUGCUGACACCCCUUGCAGCACGGACAGCCACAUGGCUGCUCAUUGCUGUCCGAGUGGCCGAAGGGCUGGCAGAGGGUGUUCUGUUCCCAGCCAUGCAUGCCAUGUGGAGGAGUUGGGCACCUCCCAUAGAGAGAAGCAAGCUGGUAACUAUUUCACUAUCAGGUGGAAACCUUGGCAUAAUGCUGGCCCUCCCUGUGUCAGGCAUUAUGUGUCAACAUUUUGGAUGGCCUGUGGUCUUCUAUGCAUUUGGUACUCUUGGCUGUCUGUGGUUUGUUGCAUGGAUGUUCCUAGUGUAUAACUCUCCCAGAGACCAUCCCAGAAUCUCUCAUAUAGAGAGGGAGUAUAUUGAGCAAUCACUGCUCAGGGAAGGGACUUCAUUAUCUAAGACUACCUCUACCCCUUGGCUGUCCUUUGCCACUUCUGUGCCGGUGUGGGGCCUCAUCAUCACACACAUCUGCUUCAACUGGGGAACAUACACCCUCUCCACCAACCUCCCAACUUACAUGAAGGAAAUACUGCUAUUUGAUCUCACACAGGAUGGUUUCCUGUCAGCCCUGCCAUACCUGUGCAUGUGGCUGGUACAGGUGUUGGGAGGGCAGCUGGCUGACAAGCUCAGGGAACAGCAGCUGCUCAGCACAGCAGCUGUCAGGAAGCUAUUCAACAGUUUGGGUAUGCUGCUACAAGGUGUUUUCCUGGUGCUGGCCGGGUAUGUGAGCUGUCACCAGCAGUACCUGGGAGUGCUGUUCCUCACCGUGGGGAUCGCCUCCAGUGGGCUGGGCAUGUCAGGCUUCCAGAUCAACCACCUAGACAUCGCACCCAGGCAUGCAGGUGUGCUGAUGGGCAUCACCAACUGUAUCGCAACAGUCCCCGGGUUUGCUGGGCCUGCAGUGGUGGGCUUUCUCACCAAACAUGCUAAAACCUGGCCAUCUCGGAAACUUCAAUGGCAGAAAGUGUUUUACAUAGCAGGGGGCAUCUAUGCCUUUGGGACUCUUACAUUUCUCCUGAUGGGGAGGGGCACAGUACAGGAGUGGGCCAAGGAGGAGUCGGAACAAGGACACAAAAAUACACAAAAAGGUCUACUUGUCAAUCAAGAUCAAACUCAAGAUGACACAAAAAUAGUUACUUAAGUAUUUAGGUUUCUACACUUUGUCUGACUUCUUCUUUAAAAAAGCAUAUUUUGUGCUCAUUUUGAGUAGGUAAGUAUCAUUAUCAAAUUUCUUUGUAUGACCUGUAAAUGAUACGGGCACUCCAAUGGCAAUGACACAUGUAAGAGUGCAUUUUAAAGUAUUGGUUUAUCGAUCCAAAUCUUCUCAGUUGAUGUCUUUAUUUUGAGGAUUUCCAAAGAAAAU